Molecule: messenger RNA, 2847 nt
Organism: Chenopodium quinoa (quinoa)
Lineage: Eukaryota; Viridiplantae; Streptophyta; Magnoliopsida; Caryophyllales; Amaranthaceae
Product: salicylate carboxymethyltransferase-like
Exons: 4
Coding region: 1412-2500 (362 amino acids)
Biological process (GO): methylation
Molecular function (GO): S-adenosylmethionine-dependent methyltransferase activity
Source: RefSeq, a predicted model, not a curated record
CACGAUUUUGAUUAUAACACCACAAAAAGAGAAAAAAAAACUUUAAUUAUAAUACCACAAAAAAAAUCCAAAAAAUUGAUUUCACCACCAUCUAGUGGAUGCCGUCCAAAAAACCGUUUGUGGACCCCGCCAAGUACACGUGUCACUUAUAUAUUGGUUAAAAAAAAGGAGAAAAAAAAAAAAAAAAACUAAACCCUAAGCCAGCCACCAAUCCCACCACCGGCAGCUCCUACAUCCCACCGCCGGCACUACCCUCCGCUGCCGCCAAGCCACACCAGCGUUCACCCGAUCACCCCCACCCUCCUUAACCAACCCCGAAAAACCCUAUCGACCACCAGACGCACCGAUUGACCCCAGCCCGAAACUCCCUAAACCCUAGCCACCACCAAAAACGGCCACUAACGGUUGAAAUCGGCGGUUUAGGGCCUGAGUGGUCAAAUUCGACUCUAAAUUGGCCGAUCUCGACUGCUAGUAGCUAUUUUUGUUUUGGAAGAAUAAUGGUGGUGGCUGUCGGUUUUGAGUGGGGAAAGGAGGAGCGUUGCGGUGGCUGGGGUGUGUCGCAGGAGGUUUUCGAUGGUUGGGGGUGUGUUGGAGGAGGGUUUCGGUGGCUGAAGGAGUGGGAAUUCGUUGUGUGCAGUGGCGAAGGUGGUUGCGGGGGUUGCUCGGUGUGAAUUUGUGAGGCAAGGCAGAGCUGGGGUGGUUUAUGGGAAGGGGGAAAGGAGGGUUUCGCCGAUUUUGGUGGGACAGGGGUGUCGGCGGUGGGGGACAGGUGGUGCUGGUGGUGGGGUUGGGCUAGGUUUGGUUGUUUAGGGUUUUUUCUUUUUUUUUUUUUAAUUUUUUUUUUUUAUUAUUAUUUUUUUUGUUAAAUUAAUAGAUUAGCGACACGUGUCUGUUAUGGGCCCACUAACGAAUUUCAUCCAAGAAUCCGUUAAGUUGCGGUGAAAUCAAAUUCUUGGGUUUUUUUUGUGGUGUUAUAAUAAUUAUUUAUUUUUUUUUUUUUUUUUUUGGUGGUAUUGUAAUCCAUUAUGUGACAAUUUUGUGGUGUUAUUUUCUAAAAAAUCCUAAAAAAAUUGAAUUAACUAAUGUAGAACUUCCUUCUUAACCCUUAAGCUACCAGGGUACCCUAGUUUUAUGGGACAUUUAAUAUUGUGAAAGCUUUAAUAAUAAUAAGAGCAUAAAAAUGAGAGAAAGAAGAUGGGGUGGUAGCAGAGACGUGAAUCACGCAGCACAACCUUUGCACUUACAGUACCAUCACUCAAGCUUUAGAACUAAUUUAGUAAGCUUGUAGUAUUUGCCUAUUUGGUACGCAUAUAUUUACACCUGAACUAGUAAUAUAGAGUAUCUAAGACACAAAACUUAAAAAAUUAUCAUUAAUAAUAUACUUAGACUAAAAGAAUAGACAGGUGCUCACAUGGAAGUAGAGAAUGUCCUCCACAUGAAGGAAGGAGAUGGGCAAAGUAGUUAUGCAAAGAACUCCUUACUUCAGAGAACCAUGAUAAACAAGGCGAGGCCGGUACUACAAGAAAGCAUAAGAGAUCUGUACCAUGCCUUACAGCCAGAAUGUCUAAUGAUGGCUGACUUAGGCUGUUCUUCUGGGCCUAACUCGUUGUUGGUAGUCUCUGAAAUCAUUGAUAUAAUCGAUGAGGAACGACAGAAAUUUGAUCGAAAAUGCCCUAAAUUUGGAGUAUUCCUCAAUGAUCUCCCAGGGAAUGAUUUCAGUGCUAUAUUUAACUUGCUCCCAAGCUUUUACCAGAGUCUAAAAGAAGAAAAAGGCGGUGACUUCGGACCAUGUUAUGUAUCAGGAACACCUAAAUCAUUCUAUGGAAGAAUUUUUCCUGACCAAUUCCUUCACUUUGUACACUCUUCUUACAGUGUUCAUUGGCUCUCUCAGGUACCAAGAGAAUUGGAAAGUAGCACUGGAGAAGCAUUGAACAAAGGGAGUAUAUAUAUAGCAAAAACAAGCCCUCCAGAGAUAUUACAGGCAUACUAUGCACAGUUUAAGAGGGACUUCGUUCUCUUCUUGAGGUCACAAGCGAAGGAGAUGGUACCUGGUGGCCGUAUGGUCUUGACUCUGCAGGGUAGCUUUCAGAGAAAUGACCCUGAUUCAAUUUGGGAAUUGCUUGGCUCUACCCUCCAAACUAUGGUUCUAGAGCAGGGUUUGAUUGAACAGGAAAAACUAGACAGAUUCAACAUGCCAUUUUACGCUCCUACAGUGGAAGAGAUAAAAAAUUUAGUGGAGGCUGAAGGAUCAUUUUCUGUUAACAAACUUGAAGCUUUUACAGUUGAUUCGAGCGUUGACACAAAUCAAAACCUCGAAAACCGAGCCAAAUUCAUUGCCAUGACUAUAAGAGCUGUUACAGAAUCUCUCCUUACAACUGCAUUUAAGGAGGCAGCCAUGGAUGAUUUGUUUCUCAGGUUCAAAAUAAUGGUCAAGGAACGUAUGGCUCGAGAACGAAGUGAAUACUUAAAUAUUGUGGUCUCAGUGACUAAGAGGGUUUAAAGUUGGAGUUUCCUAAACCUCAGAACAACUAUUAUACACUUACUACAUAUUGCUAGAUGGCUUAGAUUGUUAAGGAAAAGUAUUCUGGUGAAAAGCCUUUUUACAUUAUCUAUAUCAACUGUCAGAGUUUAUUUACAGUGAAGGAUACAUCAGACUUUAUACAAUGUAGUAGUAGGACAGAUCAAGUUUUCAUAUCAACUGUGCACCCGGAUAUACAAUACAAUUGCGGUUCUAUACAAGAAUACAUGUAUCUUUUCAAUUUCCCAUCCUAUCCCUAGCUUUUGCAUUUAUGCAUACCUACUUCAAAGAAAAAAAAAUUAGGCCCUAGGCACAAGUCUGAAAUAAAA